Ixodes scapularis (black-legged tick) is the source of this 1807-nucleotide messenger RNA. It is a transcript of the gene La, whose product is annotated as lupus La protein. Gene Ontology annotation, cellular component: cytosol; nucleus; ribonucleoprotein complex. The transcript has 11 exons. NCBI's taxonomy places the organism in Eukaryota, Metazoa, Arthropoda, Arachnida, Ixodida, Ixodidae. Gene Ontology annotation, biological process: positive regulation of translation; RNA processing. Bases 255 to 1394 code for a protein of 379 amino acids. The record is from RefSeq and is a predicted model, not a curated record. Gene Ontology annotation, molecular function: RNA binding.
UUCAUGCUCGUCCUCUUUGCUUUGACGGCUUUGACUUUGACCAACGUUGGCUUCGAGUUCGUUGGCUUUGACCAGUCCAGUGGCUUCGGCGAAUUUGUCGCUUGCUUGAUGCACGUGGUUGUACCCGGGGGUUUUGCGCUAGUCUGUACUGUCUGCCUACAUUAUAAGUUAAUUGCGAAACGCUAAUUCGAAAUAUUCUCAUAUCCACAUCGUUAAUUCUCAUUUGUGCGCUAGACAAAGUCUGAACGUUGACAAUGACAAAUGAAGACGAGCAACAGGACGUUUCCAGCAGCGUCUCACCCCUCGACGCGAAGAUCAUCAAGCAGAUUGAGUAUUACUUCGGCGACUUCAACCUGCCCCGUGACAAGUUUCUACGAGAGAAAGUCAAGCUUGAUGAAGGCUGGGUCCCCAUCGAGACAUUGCUGACCUUCAAUCGGCUCAAGAGCCUGACUGAAGAAGAGAGCAAAGUCGCAGAUGCCGUGCGCCAGUCCUCCCUGCUCGAGGUCAGCGACGACGGAAAGAAAGUACGUCGCAGCCCGGACAAGCCCCUCCCCGAGAGCACCACGGAGCGGCAGCAGAAGCUGGAUGAGCUGACGGUGUAUGCGAAGGGCUUCCCGGUCACGGCCACCAUGGACGAUUUGCUGGAGUUCUUUGGCCAGUUCGGCCGCUGCCUCAACGUCUUCAUGCGGCGCCUCCCCUCUUCCCGCAAGUUCAAGGGCUCGGUGUUCGCCACGUUCGAGAAGGAGGAAGACGCAAAGAGCUUUGUUAGUCAGGAGGGACUCAAGUACAACGAAGUGGAGCUGACGCGGUGCUUCAAGAAAGACCAUCAACAGGAGAAGAAGAAGGCGAGGGAGGCUCGGGCGGCGGAGAAAGCGCAGAAGCAACAGAAACAAGAGGAAGCUGCACAGGAGGAGGAGACGGAGAUAGUCCUGGGGUGCCUGCUGCGGCUCGGAGACCUGGGCGAGGGCACCAGCUGGGAGAGCAUCAAGCAGGCCCUGGCACCGUACGCCGAGGUGGCCUUCGUGGACUACGCCCGGGGUCGGACAGAGGCGGUGGUGCGCUUUGCGGAGGAGGGCUCGGCCCAGGCGGUGCUGGGCCAGCUGGGGGCCCUGGAGGAGCCCCUGACCAUCGACGGCACCCGGGUGACGACGAGCGUGCUCGAAGGGGACGAGGAAGCAGAGUACUGGAAGAAGCUGACUGCGGCCAAGAGGGAGAAGAAGGGCCGGACCAAGGGAGGACAGCGCGGGGCACAGGGCCAGAGGGGCCGGGGAGGGAGACAAGGCGGCAGAAGGGGUAGGGGUCAGGACAAGAACGAAGCCAAGCGAGGUGCGGCAGACAAACCAGCCGGCGACACACCCGCCAAGAAGGCCAAGACAGAAGAAGCCGCAGACUAGGCACCCCUCCGCCCAUUGUCAACCAUUCUUUGAUUUCAUUCAGCAUUUGUCAAAGAAUAAUACAUUUAUUUUCAUUGAAUCCUGCACAGUGUCCUUCGAGUGAUGCUCAGGACUGUCUAAUUGUUGGCCGAUUUCAUUGUGAACCUCGGCUGCAAUCUGUCUCCACCUUAGCAGUGAAGAUGCCCCCAGCCGAAGAUGCGAUUGCCUCAGUAGCCGAGAUCAGUGUUUGGCCUACCUGGCUAUUAAACCAUAUGUUGCUUAUGUGAAAGCACUGUGGAUUCCAGAGAAAUGCACAAUGAUACAAGUAAUUGUAAUGCUGCAAAAAAAUUUUUUUCUGUUUAGUUGCAGCAGGGUGGUGCGUUGAAAGUAUCAACUUUGUGUCGGUAAAAAUAAACUGGCUAAAUUAUGCUGUG